AUGCCGGGAAGAAAAUGGAAGAGAAGCGAAAUAGCAUGGGCAGCAGUGGGUUUGUUUCUAUGGAGCUUAAAACUAGCGGAAGGGGUUAGAUUCGUGAUAGACAAAGAAGAAUGUCUAUCCCAUGAUGUCAAGUACGAAGGAGACACUGUUUAUGGCUCUUUCGUUGUAAUUAAGGCCGAGGCACCUUGGCAUUUUAGCGACGAAGGCGUCGAUCUUGUGGUAAAGGGACCAGAAGGGGACCUGAUUCAUGAUUUUCGUAACAAAAUAAGCGAAAAAUUCGAUUUUGUUGUCCACAAGAAAGGGGUAUACCGCUUCUGCUUUGUUAACAAAUCUCCAUAUCAUGAAACCAUUGAUUUUGAUUUACAAGUUGGGCAUUUUACGUACAGACAUCAGCAUGCAAAAGAAGAGCAUUUUGGUCCUUUGAUGGAGCAGAUAACAAAGUUGGAGGAAGCUCUUUACAACAUCCAAUUCGAACAGCAUUGGAUUGAGGCUCAGACUGAUCGACAGGCAAUAGUGAAUGAUAGCUUGGGGCGACGAGCACUUCACAAGGCAAUGUUCGAAUCAGUUGCACUUAUAGCGGCAAGCAUCCUUCAAGUUUUCCUUCUGAAACGCAUGUUUGAACGAAAACUUGGAACAUCCAGAGUCUAAUUAAAACCCUCUAUUACCCCAACUCUUUGCUUUCCGAUGGUACUUUGUUCAUUCUUUUGCACUGCAAGCACCAAUUGUAUCGUAUCUGUCCUUUAACCACCACUUGUUUU
Gossypium raimondii (Peruvian cotton) is the source of this 758-nucleotide messenger RNA. Its product is annotated as transmembrane emp24 domain-containing protein p24beta2. The coding region runs from base 1 to 648 and encodes 215 amino acids. The transcript has 4 exons. Gene Ontology annotation, biological process: intracellular protein transport; endoplasmic reticulum to Golgi vesicle-mediated transport; Golgi organization. The record is from RefSeq and is a predicted model, not a curated record. NCBI's taxonomy places the organism in Eukaryota, Viridiplantae, Streptophyta, Magnoliopsida, Malvales, Malvaceae. Gene Ontology annotation, cellular component: COPII-coated ER to Golgi transport vesicle; endoplasmic reticulum-Golgi intermediate compartment; endoplasmic reticulum.